Monopterus albus (swamp eel) is the source of this 1616-nucleotide messenger RNA. It is a transcript of the gene itpa, whose product is annotated as inosine triphosphatase (nucleoside triphosphate pyrophosphatase). The transcript has 8 exons. The record is from RefSeq and is a predicted model, not a curated record. Gene Ontology annotation, molecular function: nucleoside triphosphate diphosphatase activity. Gene Ontology annotation, biological process: nucleoside triphosphate catabolic process. NCBI's taxonomy places the organism in Eukaryota, Metazoa, Chordata, Actinopteri, Synbranchiformes, Synbranchidae. The coding region runs from base 60 to 674 and encodes 204 amino acids. Gene Ontology annotation, cellular component: cytoplasm.
UCCGGUAUUAUUAGUCGUCCGGUUUUGUUAGUCGUCCGGUUUUGUUGGUUUGGUUCAUCAUGGCUGUUUUUGCGGGAAGGUCUGUGGCCUUCGUGACUGGAAACGCAAAAAAACUCGAAGAGGUGAUUCAGAUCCUGGGAGACACGUUUCGCUACAAACUAGUGUCAAAAAAGAUCGACUUACCCGAGUACCAGGGAGAGCCAGAUGACAUAUCCAUACAAAAGUGUAAGGAGGCUGCAAAGCAGAUUGAUGGGCCAGUCAUAGUGGAGGACACCUGCCUAUGUUUCAAUGCUUUAGGAGGCUUGCCGGGUCCUUACAUAAAAUGGUUUCUGGAUAAACUCAAACCAGAAGGGUUGUAUAAACUCUUAGCUGGAUUCGAAGAUAAGUCAGCGUGGGCUCUCUGCACUUUUGCUUUCUGUGCUGGGAAAGGUGAACCAGUGCAGCUCUUCAAAGGAAAAACAGAGGGGCACAUUGUGGAACCCCAGGGACCUCGAGACUUUGGAUGGGAUCCAUGUUUCCAGCCAGAAGGAUAUGACAAAACCUAUGCUGAACUGCCAAAAGAAGUAAAGAAUUCAAUCUCUCACCGCUACCGGGCACUGGCUGCCAUGUCUGAGCACUUCUCUCAAACCAACAAUACCUCACCACAGUGCAAGAAGAGUAAGCAGGAGGAUUAAUCCUUGAUUUUAGUCCAACUUCAAGUUUUGUAUCACACCUCAAAUAAUCAGAUUUGUUAAGACAAUGUCUACUGUUCAACGCUGCAGUGGGAACGCUUCUGCAUAAUGUUGUCCUUAUUUUUAUUAAACAUUUUGUGAAUUUGAAAGCAAAUCCCUGUGUUCUCUGGAGUGCUGACUGCAAGCUGGCUCUGUUUAUAGGUAGAAUUUUAGGUAGAAUUAACUGCAGCAUGUUAAAACUAUGCUGCAGUUAAUGUGGACAAUUUUUAAAGUUUUGUUUCUUAGUUCCAUAGUGGAUGCUUAAAAACAAUCUUGAGUUUUUGCCUUCAAGGACUGACAAAGAUAGACUUGGAAAAGAGCAUUCAUUAUAAAAACAGGCACUCUAGGGUCCUGAUGAGAGCAGCAGACCUCUCUGUGUCUGAGAAUGGCUGCUGGAGGUGGCGAGGGAAGCAGAGGGUGUAGGAGGACAAGAUCUCUGAAGCAUGGAGGAGGUGUACAAACAUGACAGUGAUAGGGGAGUGUGGGUAAUAAAUGGGCUUGGAGCUAGAUGUCUCUGAGUAAAAGCUGUGACUGAUGCCUCCCAAAUGUACUGAAGAUGUCACCUGUACAAAUACAUGUCUUCUGACUAUGACAGCAGAACAACAGUUCAGUGGCGUACACAUUUUGUGUGUUUUACCAGAUAUUUUGUCUACUUUAUUCUACACAGAUUUAACAGAACUCUACAUUCAAGUGUGUACUUUUCUUUUUUUUUAUUUAUAUGACACUUUUCUAAUCAUAUGCAAGAAAAUGUUUGCAGCCAGUUACUGCUAAUAUUACUUAACCGGUAAAAGUAAUACCUCUUAAGAAGGAGCUGGCUCAUGAAAUGAUUGGACCACCAGGUAUUUGUAGGUUUAAACCUCUGGCUUUGUUCAGGGACCUGCCAGAUAACUACAAGUUCUGUGAGAA